Molecule: messenger RNA, 1533 nt
Organism: Aspergillus fischeri NRRL 181
Lineage: Eukaryota; Fungi; Ascomycota; Eurotiomycetes; Eurotiales; Aspergillaceae
Product: unc-93 family MFS transporter
Exons: 4
Coding region: 1-1533 (510 amino acids)
Biological process (GO): transmembrane transport
Molecular function (GO): transmembrane transporter activity
Source: RefSeq, a predicted model, not a curated record
AUGGCAUCCGAAAAGCCAGAAGACGGUCACCAGCCCGAGAAGGAAGGUCCCGCCAUCACCGCAGACCCCGAGCCCGGCCGUCAUAGCGCCAUCACCGGUAAGCCGUGGAUGUACAAGCCGUUGAAAAUUGGCCCCUUGACUCUGCCAUGGUUUGCUUCGCCUGAGGUCCAGUUGGUUCUGGUCUCGUUUGUUUGCUUCCUAUGCCCCGGUAUGUUCAAUGCCGUCAGUGGUCUCGGAGGUGGUGGACAGGUCGAUCGAACGGACACCAGCAAUGCCAACACGGCCCUGUACAGUACCUUCGCUGUUGUCGGCUUCUUCGCAGGUUCCAUCGCGAACCGAAUCGGUCUUCAGCUGACCCUCUCUUUUGGUGGUUUUGGCUAUUUCCUCUAUGUGGCAUCACUUCUCUCCUACAACCACAACAAAAAUGCCGGCUUCCUUAUUUUCGCUGGUGCCCUGCUGGGUGUUUGUGCCGGUCUAUUGUGGUGCGCGCAGGGUGCAGUCAUGAUGAGCUAUCCGCGUGAGAACGAGAAAGGAAAGUUCAUCGCAAUCUUCUGGGUCAUCUUCAAUCUUGGUGGAGUGAUUGGAAGUUUGAUUCCCUUGGGCCAGAAUUUGCACUCGAGCGCCGGAACGGUCAAUGACGGGACUUACAUCGCCUUCAUGGUUCUCAUGGCUCUGGGAUUCGUCCUCGCCUGGUUCCUUUCGGACUCCAAGUACGUCGUGCGCAAGGAUGGUUCCCGCGUCAUCUCGAUGAAGAACCCUACCUGGAAAUCGGAGCUCCUCGGUCUCUAUGAGACUCUUCGCACCGACUACUACAUCGUCCUGUUCUUUCCCUUGUUUUUGGCGAGUAACUGGUUCUACGGAUACCACUUCAACAGUGUCAAUGGCGCCUACUUCAACAUUCGUACCCGGUCUCUCAACAGUUUACUCUAUUGGCUCAUGCAGAUGGUUGGUGCUUUUGUCUUUGGUCAGCUUCUGGAUCUGAAAUCCCUUUCUCGGUCCAUGCGAGCCAAACUCAACUGGCUCAUUCUCCUUGUCAUCACCAUGGGUGUCUGGGGUGGUGGUUAUGCUUUCCAGAAGCAGUAUACCCUUGACACCGCCAAGCAAGACGUCGACUUUACGUCCCAUGGCUACGUUGGUCCCAUGUUCCUCUACAUGUUCUAUGGCUUCUACGACGCAGCUUUCCAGACGUGCGCAUACUGGUUUAUGGGAUCCCUCUCCAACAACGGUCGUAAACUAGCAAACUUUGCAGGUUUCUACAAGGGAAUUCAAUCGGCUGGUGCUGCAGGAAUGUGGCGCAUGGAUGCAGAAAAGACCCCCUUUAUGACCCAGUUCGCCUCCUGCUGGGGAUUGCUUGUUGGCAGCCUAUUGAUUGCUUCUCCCAUCAUCUUCUUCAAGAUCAAGGAUCACGUGGAUGUCGAGGAGGACCUCAAGUUUUCCGACGAAACAGCCGAAGAUGUGAAUGGUAUUGCCAUCGAAGACCGCAGAGACUCAACGAAGGGAGAGCCAGUCACAAAACAUGUGUCCUCGUCCUAA